This is a messenger RNA of Emys orbicularis (European pond turtle), 1431 nucleotides long. RefSeq names its product HtrA serine peptidase 1 (gene HTRA1). The transcript has 9 exons. Gene Ontology annotation, cellular component: extracellular region. NCBI's taxonomy places the organism in Eukaryota, Metazoa, Chordata, Testudines, Emydidae. The record is from RefSeq and is a predicted model, not a curated record. Gene Ontology annotation, molecular function: serine-type endopeptidase activity; protein binding. Gene Ontology annotation, biological process: programmed cell death; positive regulation of apoptotic process; proteolysis. Bases 1 to 1431 code for a protein of 476 amino acids.
AUGCUGCUGUGGCUGAGCUGGGCAGGCGGCUGCUGCCUGCUGCUGCUGCUGCUCCCCGGCGGCGCGGCUGAGCGGGCUGCCGGCUGCCCCGAGCGCUGCGACCGGGCGCGCUGCCCCGCCGCGCCCGCCGACUGCGCGGGCGGAGAGGCGCUGGACGCCUGCGGCUGCUGCCUGGUGUGCGCGGCCCAGGAGGGCGAGCCCUGCGGCGGGCCCGCCGGGGAGCCGCCCUGCGGAGAGGGGCUCCAGUGCCGGCUCCCGCCCGGCGGGGGGGUGGCGGCGACGGCCACGGUGAGGAGGCGAGCCAAAGCCGGGCUCUGCGUCUGCACCAGCAGCGAGCCCGUGUGCGGCAGCGACGCCAGGACCUACGGCAACCUGUGCCAGCUGCGGGCGGCCAGCCGGCGCUCCGAGCGCCUGCAGCAGCCGCCGGUCAUCGCCAUCCAGCGGGGCGCCUGCGGCCAGGGCCAGGAAGAUCCUAACAGCCUACGGCACAAAUACAACUUUAUUGCAGAUGUGGUGGAGAAGAUAGCCCCGGCUGUGGUUCAUAUUGAAUUGUUUCGCAAGCUUCCUUUUACAAAGAGGGAGGUUCCUGUUGCUAGUGGUUCAGGCUUCAUUGUCUCAGAAGAUGGACUAAUAGUAACAAAUGCCCAUGUAGUUACCAAUAAACAUAGGGUAAAAGUGGAGCUGAAGAAUGGUGCAACAUACGAAGCCAAAAUUAAAGAUGUUGAUGAAAAAGCAGAUAUUGCACUAAUUAAAAUAGACACUCAGGGUAAAUUGCCAGUUCUGCUGCUUGGUCGAUCUGCAGACUUGAGGCCUGGAGAAUUCGUGGUUGCAAUUGGAAGUCCAUUUUCACUCCAAAACACAGUGACUACGGGGAUUGUUAGUACUACCCAGCGUGGAGGAAAGGAAUUAGGGCUUCGGAACUCUGAUAUGGACUACAUUCAGACGGAUGCAAUUAUCAAUUAUGGAAACUCUGGAGGACCUUUAGUAAACCUGGAUGGUGAAGUGAUUGGAAUUAACACUUUAAAAGUUACAGCUGGAAUCUCAUUUGCAAUUCCAUCCGAUAAAAUUAAAAAGUUCUUAACUGAAUCACAUGACAGACAAGCUAAAGGAAAAGCAAUAACUAAAAAGAAAUACAUUGGCAUUCGAAUGAUGUCACUCUCUCCUAGCAAAGCUAAAGAGCUGAAGGAACACCAUAAAGACUUUCCUGAUGUUGUUUCUGGAGCCUACAUUAUUGAAGUAAUUCCAGAUACGCCAGCUGAAGCUGGUGGCCUGAAAGAAAACGAUGUGAUUAUAAGCAUCAAUGGACAGGGAAUAAUCUCAGCCAGUGAUGUCAGUGACAUUAUUAAAAAGGACAAUACUCUGAAUAUGGUUGUACGCAGGGGCAAUGAAGAUAUUAUGAUAACAGUGGUUCCUGAAGAAAUUGACCCUUAA